UGUCAGCAGUGUUUUUGUUGCUGCUGGGGACUGUUGUGUUGUGAAAAUGGCGACGCCUCGUCGCUCCUCCCAGCAGCGGCAGCAGCAGCAGCAGCAGCAGCAGCAGCAGCUGAGCGCCCUGCUGUCCUCACCUCCUCGCAGUGCAUAUAUAUCCGUCAGCCCGCCGGACUCCCCGUCUGCACCCGCCGAAGAUGCUUCCCCGCUUUCCGUUGGAGCAGAAAUGGAAAACGUGGCUGAUGGUGAGGUAGCGCCGACCUCUCCCAACACCACUUCCCCGGCUCUGGCCCUCACACCCAGCAGCAGCAGCAGCAACAGCAACAGCAACAGCAGCAGCAGCACUACUAGCUCCCCGACCACCACCGAGGGAAGCGAGACUAGCCCUGGCUCUACACCGGACUCUGGCGGUGCUAACCCACGCAGCAGCAACAGCACUAUUAGCGGCGAUGCAAACGGCGCUUUUAGAGAGCUAUUUGAAGCCUGUCGAAACGGGGAUGUUUCCAGAGUCAAGAAACUCGUAGAUGCGGUGAAUGUGAACGCCAAAGACAUGUCUGGACGCAAAUCGACACCCCUGCAUUUCGCUGCAGGUUUUGGACGGAAAGAUGUGGUGGAUCACCUGCUUCAAACAGGCGCAAACGUGCACGCCCGAGACGACGGGGGGCUCAUCCCGCUCCACAAUGCUUGCUCUUUUGGUCACUCUGAGGUGGUGUCCUUGCUUCUGUGUCAAGGCGCUGACCCCAACGCUCGAGACAACUGGAACUAUACGCCGCUACACGAAGCAGCUAUUAAGGGAAAGAUUGAUGUCUGCAUAGUGCUACUGCAGCAUGGAGCAGACCCCAACAUCCGCAACACCGACGGCAAGUCCGCCCUGGACCUGGCUGAACCCUCCGCCAAGGCCGUGCUCACAGGUGAAUACAAGAAGGAUGAGCUGCUGGAGGCGGCAAGGAGUGGAAACGAGGAGAAGCUAAUGGCCCUGCUUACGCCGCUCAACGUCAACUGCCAUGCGAGCGACGGCCGCAAGUCCACACCUCUCCACCUGGCAGCAGGAUACAACAGGGUGAGGAUAGUCCAGUUGUUACUGCAGCAUGGAGCCGACGUCCACGCCAAGGACAAGGGUGGACUGGUGCCUCUGCACAACGCCUGCUCUUACGGACACUACGAAGUUACUGAGCUGCUGCUAAAGCAUGGAGCUUGCGUGAACGCCAUGGAUCUGUGGCAGUUUACGCCUCUGCAUGAAGCGGCUUCCAAAAACCGGGUGGAGGUCUGCUCUCUCCUGCUGAGCCACGGCGCUGACCCCACCCUGCUGAACUGCCACAGCAAAAGCUCUGUGGACAUGGCCCCCACUCCUGAGCUGAAGGAGAGACUCACAUAUGAGUUUAAGGGCCAUUCUCUGCUUCAAGCAGCUCGAGAAGCAGACAUGACCAAAGCCAAGAAGACCCUCGCUCUGGAGAUCAUCAACUUCAAGCACCCUCACACACACGAAACGGCGCUGCAUUGUGCAGUGGCGUCUCCACACCCCAAACGGAAACAGGUCACUGAGCUGCUGCUGAGGAAAGGUGCCAACGUUAAUGAGAAGAACAAGGAUUUCAUGACGCCUCUUCAUGUAGCAGCGGAGCGGGCUCAUAAUGACAUUAUGGAGGUGCUCCAGAAACAUGGAGCAAAGGUAAACGCCUUGGACACGCUGGGCCAGACGGCGUUGCACCGCGCGGCGCUUGCAGGCCACCUACAGACCUGCAGGCUGUUGUUAGGAUACGGGGCGGACGCCACGCUGGUGUCCCUGCAGGGCUUUACCGCCGCUCAGAUGGGAAACGAAGCCGUGCAGCAAAUUCUCAAUGAGAACGUCCCGGUCAGAAACUCUGAUGUGGACUACAGACUUCUGGAAGCUGCCAAAGCUGGAGACCUGGAUACCGUCAAGUCGCUGUGCACAGCUCAGAAUGUGAACUGUAGGGAUCUAGAGGGACGGCACUCCACUCCUCUCCACUUCGCUGCCGGCUACAACAGAGUGUCAGUGGUGGAGUACCUGCUGCACCACGGGGCUGACGUGCAUGCUAAGGAUAAAGGCGGCCUGGUUCCUCUUCACAACGCCUGUUCCUACGGUCACUACGAGGUGGCUGAGCUGCUUGUCCGGCACGGCGCCUCAGUCAAUGUGGCCGACUUGUGGAAGUUCACGCCGCUUCACGAAGCUGCAGCAAAGGGCAAAUACGAGAUCUGCAAGCUGCUGUUAAAGCACGGCGCAGAUCCUACAAAAAAGAACCGAGACGGGAACACGCCCCUGGACCUGGUGAAGGACGGCGACACAGACAUCCAGGACCUGCUGCGGGGAGACGCCGCGCUGCUGGACGCUGCGAAGAAAGGCUGCCUGGCUCGGGUGCAGAAGCUGUGCAGCCCGGACAACAUCAACUGUCGGGACACGCAGGGACGCAACUCGACGCCGCUGCACCUGGCAGCUGGCUACAACAACCUGGAGGUGGCCGAGUAUCUGCUGGAGCACGGAGCCGACGUGAACGCUCAGGAUAAAGGAGGGUUGAUUCCUUUACACAACGCGGCUUCAUACGGGCACGUGGACAUCGCCGCCCUGCUCAUCAAGUACAACACGUGUGUGAACGCCACCGACAAGUGGGCUUUCACGCCCCUCCACGAAGCGGCGCAGAAAGGCCGCACCCAGCUCUGUGCCCUGCUGCUGGCCCACGGAGCCGAUCCCACCACCAAGAACCAGGAGGGACAGACGCCGCUGGACCUGGCCACGGCGGAUGACAUUAGAGCGCUGCUGAUUGACGCCAUGCCACCGGACGCCCUGCCGAGCUGUUUGAAACCGCAGGCCACUGUGGUGAGCGCAGGAGUGGUGAGUUCAGGUGCAGCAGCUGGCGUGGUCAUCUCGCCGUCUCCGUCUCCAUCCUGCCUGUCGGCGGCGAGCAGCAUCGACAACCUGACCGCGCCUCUUGGUGACAUCGCCGCAGCCGGGGCAACGGGCGUCGCUGACGGAGCUUCGGGGUCCGACAGGAAGGAGGGCGAAUCUCUGCUCGACAUGACCAUCAACCAGUUCUUGAAGAGUCUGGGACUGGAACACCUCCGAGACAUCUUCCAGAGAGAGCAGAUUUCGCUGGAUGUUCUUGCAGACAUGGGCCACGAGGAGCUGAAGGAGAUCGGCAUAAACGCUUACGGCCACAGACACAAACUCAUUAAGGGCAUCGAGCGACUGCUGGGCGGCCAGCAGGGUGGAAACCCAUACCUGACGUUCCACUGCUCCAGCCAGGGCACGGUGCUGAUCGACCUGGCGCCGGACGACAAGGAGUUCCAAUCUGUGGAAGAGGAACUGCAGAGCACGAUCAGAGAACACCGCGACGGAGGCAACGCUGGCGGAGUCUUCAGCCGGUACAACAUCAUUAAGAUUCAGAAGGUUGUGAACAAGAAGCUGCGUGAGAGAUACGCACACAGGCAGAAGGAAAUCGCUGACGAGAAUCACAACCACCAUAAUGAGCGAAUGCUGUUUCAUGGUUCUCCCUUCAUCAACGCGAUCAUCCAUAAGGGUUUUGACGAGCGACACGCCUACAUCGGCGGCAUGUUUGGGGCGGGGAUCUACUUUGCAGAGAACUCCUCUAAAAGCAACCAGUACGUCUACGGGAUCGGCGGGGGGACGGGGUGUCCCACUCACAAAGACCGCUCCUGCUACGUGUGCCACAGACAGAUGCUGUUCUGCCGGGUGACUCUGGGUAAAUCGUUUCUUCAGUUCAGCGCCAUGAAGAUGGCGCACGCCCCCCCGGGUCACCACUCAGUCAUAGGGCGACCCAGCGUCAACGGUCUGGCGUACGCCGAGUACGUCAUCUACAGAGGGGAGCAGGCUUACCCAGAGUACCUGAUCACCUAUCAGAUUAUGAAGCCAGAGAGUCUGGCUGCACCUGCUGCCACUGCAGAGCAGAAGUCCUAAACGACCAUCACAGCUGGAACUGAAGAUGACCAGAACAAUUUCCUAAACGGACUGUAAGCGAAGGAGGGGAUAAACAGUUCACACCUCGGGCUUGAAGUCUUUGGAGCCGAGUCUAAGGGGGUCGGUGUGAAAUAAUCCCUCAAAAGAUGCUGAAAUGGAGCAGGCUGAGUCGGGCUUUACCUGUAAGUUCAGUCUAAAGUCAGCAGACGGCAGAAAUCCAUUCUUAUUUAGCGUGAUAAUAUGGAGGAGACACGAGUUGUUCAGCCGUUUUGCAGCUUAGUCACAAAAACCAAACGGACUGUUUAGUGUUUUGGUACCUGUGUGCCGCUCAUCCAUUCUGUCCUCACAUUUGAAUGGUUUGUUUUGACAGCCGGUCCUCUUUUGCUGCUUUGAAUCAUUCACGACGAGAAAUUUAGCAACGGUCAUGCUGAGAGAAAAGAAAUUCAGAGCGUUUAAUCUGAACAUUUCCACCCUGCAGGACUGAACAAGACAGAAGAAGACAGCGUGAAAUGAGUCUAAACAGAAAUAAUAAGAGCGCUGUAGACAAAUUACACCCCGGAGGCGAAAAACCAAAGGCUAACGGGACACAGUCGGACCACAAUCCAACGCUGCAGACGUUCCACUGCACUCUGUUAAAGGGACCAGCUUUGCAGCAAGUGUUGAGAUAAAUCGGCUCAUUUACAGAGUAGCUGGAAAACAUUAAACUGAAAAAUAUGGACGCUAAUAAUAAAAUAACAAUACAUACAGUACUUUGCAAAAGUAUCCAUAGCCACUGAGCAUUUUCGCAAUUUCACAUUAUAAACCACAAUCCUCAAUGUAUUUAAUUGGGAUUUUAUUUUGUAGACCAACAGGGAGUAGUAUGUUAUUUUAAAGUCGAAGGGAAAUGACCCAAUUUUUUUAAAAGUUGUUAUUUUGUCUGUCUGUUCUCUAAUGUUCCCCAAUAAACAUUCAAGGCCUUCUACUCUCAACAUGAAGAGAGUUACUUGCAUUGGAUUUUAUUUUGUAGUAACAGGGUAAAGAGGGCUAAACUUGGAAGUUGUAGAGGACAGAAAAUGUUGAUUAUUCUUCUGUUUACUGAACUGUUAUCCUCUGCUACGUAGUUGGAGUAUCACAGAAAUUUCUUUUGAAAUUCAUUGGAAUUUGUAGCUGUACGAUUUGUGAUGUAAGAAAGUUUAACUGGUUUGAAGACUUUUGCAGCGUACUGCAUGUUUUUAUUGUGUUUCUGCUCAAUGUCUGGGCUAAAUCUGAGAGUAUAUAUGAGAUUUUUGAGGUGUUGGGUGUUAAAUCUCUCCUCUCUGUUCUGAGAAUCACCUAAAAGAGUUCUAACUUUAUCAAUAAGAAUGUUUAGAAAUGUAAAAAUACACUUACUGGUGCCUUUCCAGACCAUAACUUUCAGUGCAGUCACUUUAACAUUCACAAUUCAUUUCAGUGUAAACAUCCUAAACAUGCAUCUUCCACCAGUAAGUGUUGAAACUGUAGUAGCGGGAUAGACCAGCUCCAAGUUUAAUUACUACUGCUAAAAUUUGAUGUUAAAAGCCAGAAACACCCAAAGCUCAGAGGUGAAAUUUUAAUAAGUUUAUUCCCUUCUUGAAUGGAUUUUCACUUUUUUUAAAGAAAAAAGUUUAAGAUCGAGAUGAAGAAACUGAAUGUACCGGAUUUAAAGAUGGAAGAUAAAAGGUGCCUCUCCUCAGUUACUCAUUCAGAUUCACAUGUGAAGCUAGUUUUGUAUUAUUAUUAUUAUUAUUAUUAUUAUUAUUAUUAUUAUUAUUAUUAUUAUUAUUAUUAUUAUUAUUAUUAUUAUUAUUAUUAUUAUUAUUAUUAUUAUUAUUACUACUACUACUAUUCUGUAUCACGUAUUGUCUCCGAGAUGUUUGAAAGGUGUGUUUGUUUACAUGAACCUGCUGCCUUCUCGUCCCUUUCUUCUCUGGCUGUUAUCUGUUGCUGCCCCCCAGUGGCCGAACAGUGUAACCGCCCGCUUGUGCUAACGAGUGAAAGGGUACGCUUUUAUUUUCAGUUGUAAAAUUCAGGAGGGCAUUACUGUAAAUCUUUCGGGUGGUGGGUUAGUUGUAAAUAAUUUUCUCACUGUAUUUCACUGAGCCAUUCAGAUCACAGACUGAACAGAUCACUGGUGUGAUCACAAGUUCUCAAUAACAUGAAGCAGAGGCUGACACACACACACACAGAGAGUUUUCCAGCGUUUUAUAUGUACACAAUACAUACUAUUUUAUUUUCUGACCAUAUUCUCCUGUUGAUUGUUGGCUGUUUUCUAAUAAUGAUACUUUACAUUAGAUGGGACCACAUUAAAGCAAUUGCAGAGUUAAGCCAGACUGACUGUUUAUUCCUGCAUUUUUUUUUUUUUUUAAAAGCAUAAUUUGACUUCAACAUUUUCCAGUUGUGGAAAAAAACAUGUUUCCAGAUUUUAUUUUUUAUACCAUUGGCCCUCCCUUACUUCCUCCCUGUUAUGUUCUUCCUUUGUCUUCUUCCAGUUUUUAUUUUUCCAGGUUUCAUAUGAAGAGCCUGGCACAAAGUUUUAAAGUUAAAAAAAGUCUGGAGUUCCCACAUGAUGCCUUUUUAGAAACCUGGUUUGUUUUGCUAAAUUAUGAAAAAAGACUGCUGGUUUCACACAUUUCUUUUUAAAUUACUGAGAAGUUUCUUUGCUACUGUAGGAUUUCAUUCAUGUUUAUACUAAUGGUGUGUGUAUGUUUUAUUAGAAAUUUUUUUUAGAAAGUAAAGUCAUUAUUUGGCAUUCCAACGCUUUGGGAAAAUCAGACAGUUUUCCUUUACGACAUAAAUCCAGUGAGCAAUAAGAUGCUUUGACGAAUAAAAAUUCAAUUCAUUAUUAAAUGAAAAAACCAGAACGUUAAUCAACCUGUGGACAGAAUAAAUUACCGCAGGAGAAAAUGGGGAAAAACUGAUAAGCAUGAAAUUAGGUUGGCAUGGAAAUGUCCAUCUGAUGAACACUGCUCACAUUAAGAGAGGAAGAAGAAGAAGCUGUGUAAACAAAUCUUUUGUGUAUCACCAUGUUGUCAGUCUAAAAUUUAAUUAGUUUUUGGUUCAUGCAGAAUUUUUAAUGACAUUAUUAAGCUGAGCAUUGUUUCAUUAAACAUUGGUAAAACUCCAGACGGGCUUUUUAAUGGAGGAUUUAUCUGUAAAAAAACAGUUUUUAUGACUAAUUGCUGUUGAGUUUAAAUGGUCUGUCUUGCUGGUUUUGUCUCCGUCAGCCAUGUUUUUGUGUAUAUACUGGAGGGUCUGUGUGUUUGUUUGUAAAAUAAAUCCGUGUUCACUUUCUGCCUGCCCAAAGCAUCAGAUGAAAUAACACAUUUCCUUAUCCGUUAUGUCCGACCUGCUGUUGUACAAAUGGUUGUACAGAUCUAACGUGAAACACAAAAACUCCUGUACAGAAGAAAAUCCUUAAUAAAAAAUCAUUUUAACUUUA
Molecule: messenger RNA, 7358 nt
Organism: Gambusia affinis (western mosquitofish)
Lineage: Eukaryota; Metazoa; Chordata; Actinopteri; Cyprinodontiformes; Poeciliidae
Product: poly [ADP-ribose] polymerase tankyrase-1-like
Exons: 29
Coding region: 47-3922 (1291 amino acids)
Biological process (GO): RNA processing
Molecular function (GO): RNA nuclease activity; protein binding; NAD+ poly-ADP-ribosyltransferase activity
Source: RefSeq, a predicted model, not a curated record